CUUGUUCAGUGAUUUCUCUAGCCCAUCAUUAGCUUCUCUAGCUUUUCAAUGUCGAAGGCAAUUGGUUGCAAGUUAUUGUUCUCGAUUGGUUUAAUUGCUCUGCUGCAUUGCGCCCAGGCAGAUGACGAUUUACCGCCAGUAUAUCCUCAACCUAGAAUACUUGGAGGGGCCAAUGCCAAUGAAAGGCAGUUUCCCUAUCAGAUCUCCUUGCAUUGGGGUGGAGCCCAUGUUUGUGGUGGUUCGAUAAUUUCACCAUCCUACAUUGUGACGGCCGCCCAUUGUCUGGCCCGGGGAUAUAUGACCCUCCCACCCUCCUAUAUCAGCAUACGUGCUGGCAGCCGACUGGCUAACAAAGGUGGCCAAUUGCGGCAAGCAGAAUGGACCUACAUUCAUCCCGACUAUAAUCCCUUUGGCAAUGAUAUUGGCGUGGUGAAAUUAUCAAAACCUUUGGAAUUCAAUGAAAAUGUAAGGGCCAUACCCUUGGCAUCUGAGGAUCCACCGACGGGAGCACCCGUUGUCAUAUCCGGCUGGGGUCGUACCAGCAACAAUGGGACCGUGGUCAACCAGUUGCAGUACACCACCCUGACGGCUCUGACUAGCAGCGAUUGUAGACGCCGCCUGGUAGCAAUUCCCGACUCGAUUAUUUGUUUCGAACAUAGCCUUGGACAUGGAGCAUGCCGGGGUGAUUCUGGUGGCCCAGCUGUGUACCAAGAUCAGUUGGUUGGCAUCGCCAAUUCAGUGGUUAGAAAUUGUGGCUCGGCAAAUCCUGACACCUAUACUAGUGCGGCAUACCAUGCGGAAUGGGUGCGGGAGAACACUCAGGGAUGAAAAUUUGAAAUGUCGCCUUUUUGGUAAAAAUAACAAUUUAAAAUAAAGGAAUUUUCCGAAUGGGA
Molecule: messenger RNA, 893 nt
Organism: Musca domestica (house fly)
Lineage: Eukaryota; Metazoa; Arthropoda; Insecta; Diptera; Muscidae
Product: serine protease SP24D-like
Exons: 2
Coding region: 49-828 (259 amino acids)
Biological process (GO): proteolysis
Molecular function (GO): serine-type endopeptidase activity
Source: RefSeq, a predicted model, not a curated record